UUUCUCAUCCACAUUCUUCUCAAACUGGCCCACAAACAUGAGAUAAAUAGCACAAUUUUAAAUGACCCAAUGAAGGGAUUUUUAAAAAUUAAUAUGCAAGCAGUCUCUAAGAUCUUUUCAAAUAACGAAACAGCAAAUUCCUCGUUGAGAAAUCAUGACAAACCCUCUUACUGGCACAGCUGCCAGCAAUUCCUUUUAUGGCUAAUGAGUCACUGCUUUAGUUAAUACUUUCUGUUUCAUAUUAGUUCAUUCCUUUGCAGAGGUUACCUCUUUUUCUUGUCUUUCAUCAGGUCUCUGAAGAAAAUCUGGGAAGCCCCGGACAUUGGAGGGGCAAAGUGAAAGCUCACAGUUACUGAGAGAAAAAAGACGGAGAAAGCAAUGCUGCCAAAUUCAGAAGAAAAGAGAGGAGGAUAAGAAUCAACUUUCACAUUGAAGCAACCUUCUUUCCAACUCUAAAGGAUUUCUGAUUUAGAAGGGAACACCACCCUGGACAUGGCUCCAGAGAUUCACAUGGCAGGCCCAGUGAGCCUCAUUGACAACGUUGAAGGGCAACUGGUGGUGAAUCCAGAAGCUCUGAAGAUCCUGUCUGCAAUUACGCAGCCUGUGGUGGUGGUGGCGAUUGUGGGCCUCUACCGCACAGGCAAAUCCUACCUGAUGAACAGGCUGGCUGGGAAGAACAAGGGCUUCCCUCUGGGCUCCACAGUGAAAUCUCACACCAAAGGAAUCUGGAUGUGGUGCGAGCCGCAUCCCAAGAAGCCAGGACACACCCUAGUUCUGCUCGACACUGAGGGCCUUGGAGAUAUAGAGAAGGGUGACAAUGAGAAUGACUCCUGGAUCUUUGCCCUGGCCAUCCUCCUGAGCAGCACCUUCGUGUACAAUAGCAUGGGAACCAUCAACCAGCAGGCCAUGGACCAAUUGCAUUAUGUGACAGAGCUGACAGAUCGAAUCAAGGCAAACUCCUCACCUGAUAACACUUAUGUAGAAGACUCAGCUGACUUUGUGAGCUUUUUUCCAGCAUUUGUGUGGACUCUUAGAGAUUUCUCCCUGGAGCUGGAAACAGAUGGAGAACCCAUCACUCCCGAUGACUACCUGGAGCUUUCGCUGAAGCUAAGAAAAGGUACUGAUAAAAAAAGUAAAAGCUUUAAUGAUCCUCGUUUGUGCAUUCGAAAGUUCUUCCCCAAGAGGAAGUGCUUCAUCUUCGAUCGGCCCGCUCGGAGGAAGUACCUUGCUCACUUGGAGCAGUUGAAGGAGGAAGAUCUAAACCCUGAUUUCAUAGAACAAGUUGCAGAAUUUUGUUCCUACAUCCUCAGCCAUUCCAAUGUCAAGACUCUCUCAGGUGGCAUCACAGUCAAUGGGCCUCGUCUAGAGAGCCUGGUGCUGACCUAUGUCAGUGCCAUCAGCAGCGGGGAUCUGCCCUGCAUGGAGAAUGCAGUCCUGGCCUUGGCCCAGUUAGAAAACUCAGCCGCAGUGGAAAAGGCUGUUGCCCACUAUGACCAGCAGAUGGGCCAGAAGGUGCAGCUGCCCACGGAAACCCUCCAGAAGCUGCUGGACCUGCACAGGGACAGUGAGAGGGAGGCCAUUGAAGUCUUCAUGAAGAACUCUUUCAAGGAUGUGGACCACAAGUUCCAGAGGAAAUUAGGGGCCCAGCUGGAAGCAAAGCGAGAUGACUUUUGUAAGCAGAAUUCGAAAGCAUCAUCAGAUUGUUGCAUGGCUUUACUUCAGGAUAUAUUUGGCCCUUUAGAAGAAGAUGUCAAGCAGGGAACAUUUUCUAAACCAGGAGGUUACCGUCUUUUUAUUCAGAAGCAGCAGGAGCUGAAGAAUAAGUACUACCAGGUGCCGAGGAAGGGGAUACAGGCUGAAGAGGUGCUGAAAAAAUACUUAGAGUCCAAGGAGGAUGUGGCUGAUGCACUUCUACAAACUGAUCAGUCACUCUCAGAAAAGGAAAAAGCAAUUGAAGUGGAACAUAUAAAGGCUGAAUCUGCAGAAGCUGCAAAGAAAAUGUUGGAGGAAAUACAAAAGAAGAACGAGCAGAUGAUGGAACAGAAAGAGAAGAGUUAUCAGGAACAUGUGAAACAACUGACCGAGAAGAUGGAGAGUGCUAAGGCCCGGUUAAUGGCGGAGCAAGAGAAGACCAUCAAUUUUAAACUUAAGGAACAGGAACGCCUUCUCAAAGAGGGAUUCGAGAAUGAGAGCAAGAGACUUCAGAAAGAGAUACGAGAUAUCCAGAUGAGAGGCGUAUCAUCGGGCCCAACAUGUAACAUACUCUAAAAGUCCAAGGAGCAAAAUUUGCCUAUCCAGCUCCCUCUCCCCAAGGAACAAGGUGAAUGAGCAACUCCAGUGUGUCGAACAACUGCCAUUAAACUUAACUCAAAAUCAUGAUGUGAGCAUUUUUGUUGAACCAUAAAGUUUGCAAAGUGAAGGUU
Sapajus apella (tufted capuchin) is the source of this 2423-nucleotide messenger RNA. RefSeq names its product guanylate binding protein 2 (gene GBP2). The record is from RefSeq and is a predicted model, not a curated record. Gene Ontology annotation, biological process: defense response to Gram-positive bacterium; defense response to protozoan. Gene Ontology annotation, molecular function: GTPase activity; GTP binding. NCBI's taxonomy places the organism in Eukaryota, Metazoa, Chordata, Mammalia, Primates, Cebidae.